CACCAACAGACCGGCCUCGGCUUGCCCCGCCACAAUACACUGAGGGGAAGCAGUCAAGAGAAGGGAAGGGAGAGCCGGUUUUCAUCGUCCAGCUGAGAAGAACGGAAUAGCUCGAUCGCAUGACGUGCGAGGUGGAAUCGAGGAUCUGCUGUGGAGGGUGGGCUGAAGAAAGAAUGGAAAGAGCUCGACGAUAAAUAAAAGCCGUCGGUAGACCCCCCUCACUCCCUCUGCCUUUUGCACCUGUUUCCCCCUUCUCCUUCUCCUCAACAUUCAGCUAAUCAAUUCUUCUUUUCGAUAACGCAUACAUUGACUGGAUUCCACUGGACUGAACCAAUUGGCCCAUCAUGGCUACCAAGAUCCGUCUCAUCCCCAACCUAAACUACAAGAGGUCUGGCACCAAGUCCUACGUGCACCUCAUGCGCAAGUACCGCUUCAACCCGACCAAGGAGGGCCCCUACUUCUUCGCUCCCUCCCUCCACCAAGUCGGUCGGGUAUACCACGAUAAGCCGAUCGGUGGCCGGGCGCACGUGCAGCAGACGCUCAAGAAGCGCCAGCUGGGCACCGAGCAGGUUGGUGAAGUCAGUGCCGAGGAUGUGCAGAACGACUCCGAGUAUCUGGCUCAAGUGAGCAUUGGCACCCCGGCGCAGACCGUGAGUCUGGACUUCGAUACAGGAUCCGCGGACUUGUGGGUCUGGUCUACCAAGCUCCCUUCUGCCACCAUCUCCGAGUACGGCAAGAGCCACAAUGUUUUCGACCCGUCCAAGUCGAGCACCUUCAAAGAAUUGGACGGCUACUCAUGGCAGAUCUCGUACGGCGAUGGCUCGUCGGCGUCUGGCUCUGUCGGGACCGACAACGUGGAUAUCGGCGGCAUCACCGUCAAGAACCAAGCUGUCGAGCUGGCCGAGAAGAUGUCGACAGAGUUUGCCCAGGGCGCCGGCGACGGACUGCUUGGGUUGGCGUUCGGCAGCAUCAACACUGUCCAGCCCAAGGCCGUCAAGACGCCCGUCGAGAACAUGAUUGCGCAGGACGACAUCCCAGACUCCUCGGCCCUUUUCACAGCUAAUCUGGGCUCCUGGAAGGACGCCGACGAUGCUGAUAAGGGCGAGUCCUUUUACACGUUCGGCUUCAUCGACGAUGCCACCGUGCAGUCCUCCGGACAGGAGAUCUCGUACACCCCUAUCGACAAUAGCCAGGGCUUUUGGAUGUUCAACUCUACUUCCGCCACGGUGAAUGGAAAGACGAUCACGCGCUCGGGUAACACCGCCAUCGCUGACACCGGCACCACUCUGGCGCUGGUGGACGAUGACACCUGCAAGGCCAUUUACGAUGCGAUCCCUGGCGCAUACUAUGAUAGUGAGACUCAAGGUUAUAUCUACCCGUCUGAUACCACGGAGGAAAAUUUGCCUGUUGUUUCGUUCGCUGUAGGCGACAAGCAGUUCGUCGUGCAGAAGGAGGAUCUAGGUUUCGCCGAGGCCAAGACCGGUUACGUCUAUGGCGGUAUCCAAAGCCGUGGUGACAUGACCUUUGACAUCUUGGGAGACACUUUCUUGAAGAGUAUCUAUGCCAUUUUUGAUGUCGGCAACCUUCGCUUCGGAGCUGUUCAGCGCGAGGAGCUGCAGCAGAACCUUUCCUUGCCCUCUGAGUCGUCUUGAUUGACAGAGGGUAGGGGUUUUUCAAUGAGUAUGUAUGAGACCAGCGUAUGUAUAAUCAGAAGUUAAAUCCAAUGAGAAUAUUUUGCAAAGAA
Aspergillus saccharolyticus JOP 1030-1 is the source of this 1744-nucleotide messenger RNA. Its product is annotated as pepsin-like aspartic protease. NCBI's taxonomy places the organism in Eukaryota, Fungi, Ascomycota, Eurotiomycetes, Eurotiales, Aspergillaceae. The transcript has 3 exons. Gene Ontology annotation, molecular function: aspartic-type endopeptidase activity. Bases 345 to 1652 code for a protein of 435 amino acids. The record is from RefSeq and is a predicted model, not a curated record. Gene Ontology annotation, biological process: proteolysis.